This is a messenger RNA of Trachymyrmex septentrionalis, 1003 nucleotides long. RefSeq names its product INO80 complex subunit C. Bases 153 to 536 code for a protein of 127 amino acids. Gene Ontology annotation, cellular component: Ino80 complex. NCBI's taxonomy places the organism in Eukaryota, Metazoa, Arthropoda, Insecta, Hymenoptera, Formicidae. The record is from RefSeq and is a predicted model, not a curated record. The transcript is spliced from 5 exons. Gene Ontology annotation, biological process: chromatin remodeling.
AUACAUAUGUUUAUGCGGCUAUAACCUCCAUAAAGUAUAUAAUCUAAAGUUUAAUUCAAGAUUCCUAACCUCUCGCUAGUCUGUUGACAGUAUCAUGCGAACAGUGAUAAUUUAUAAAUCAAGAUUUUCUUAUUAGGAGAAGACAUCGAGAGAUGGCAAGCGAGGAAAUAUAUAAUCGAGAGGCCAAUAAGAAACUGCAGCCCAUAUUUAAAAAUCGUUCGUUUCAACAAAAAUUUCGACAGACCAGCACCACUGGAAAGAAACGCACUUGGCGAUCGUUGAAACAAGUCUUGGCUCAAGAACGUUCGUUACCAUGGCCAACGACAAUAAAACAUUACAGUUCCAUCAACGCACCGCCGAGCUUCAAACCUGCAAAAAAAUACUCUGAUAUUUCUGGAUUGCCGGCACGAUACACGGAUCCACAAACUAAAUUGUAUUAUGCCACCGCUGAAGAAUUUGCAACGGUUCGCAGUUUACCGAUGGACAUAACAGCCGGAUAUUUGGCUUUACGUGGAGCGUCUAGUAUCGUUGGUUAAAUAAUCUGAUACUCGACAUAGCUUAGCAGUCGUGACUACAUCUUGAUCUAUAUAUCGUCUGGCAAUGCAAUUCAAUCAUCCAGUGAUCGUUACAAGAGUUUACAAUUUAUAUUUUAAAUAUAUAAACAUCUAUACAUUUCGCAAUAUGUUGCUUUUAACAUCCUAGAGUUUCCUUCUCAUUCACAUUCACGAAGAACAGGGAUACAUCGAUAGGGAUGGAGUGUUAGAUGGAACGAUUCAAUCGAUAAAGAGACAGAGUAAAUAAAGUAUCGAUAUUUUUUUUCAGACAACAUAUUUAUAACAUUUUCACGUGAUGCCAAUUUACUUUGCAGGAUUUUCCAAAAUGAAUAAUUCCAUGGAUAAUUUUGGUUUUCAUUUCUUUUUUGUUCUUAUCUUCUUUGUGUUACUUUACACAGUACAUUAUUAAAAAAGCUUGUCCAUUAUAACUUAGUAUAUGAACUAGAGGU